AAGGAGUUAAUUUGAUGAAGUCGUUGUGCAGAACUUGGUGGGGCUCUCAGCCUGAAACGCUGUUGCUGUUGUAUAGGGCCAUGGUUCGUCCAUAUCUCGAUUAUGGUUGUUCCUAUUAUGGGAAUUGUCCUAAGACCCUCAUGACCAGGAUGGAUCGGGUGCAGUACGCUGCGCUGCGAGUUGCUAUGGGUUACAUGAGAUCCACUCCUAUCCCCAUCAUUCUGGCCGAAUCUAGGGAGUUACCGCUCAAUAUCCGUAGAACCUGGUUGGCGAUCAAAUUUUUAUCCAAACUAGCUAAGAUCACGAACAACCCGGUCCUUCUGAAAAUCAAAUCCUUGGAACCCUGGCUAGGCCGUGGUAAUCCUCCUCCUCUAGUUGAAGCCUUGCCUCUGCUGACUGCUGGAUAUUAUUCCUCUCCUCACCUUCCUUGCUUCGCUCAUUCUGGUUCUUUGAGGUACAGUUGCGAAAAGUGUGAUUACUCUUCGGCGAGGAAGAAGGAUGUCAGGAGGCACGUGGACUCGGUUCACCCAAAAUUCAAAUGCGAGAUAUGCAAAUAUGUUUCGAAUAAAGAGGAAGAUUUCCGAACGCACCAAGAUACAGUUCACAGAGAACGUAAACCUUACAAUUGUCGCUUGUGUGAAUUCGCUACCGACUGUGAGGAUGAUUUGGAAAUACAUAAAGAUUCCGCACAUUCCAAGCGGUACAAAUGCGCCAGCUGUGAUUUCUGUACGAAAUGGAGGAAAGAGCUCAGGAAACACUUGGAUGUCUUUCACACAGAAAAAUAUGAAUGCGAUUCGUGUGAAUUCGUUACGAAUCAAGAAACCGACCUCCAAGCGCACCGAGAUUCCAUUCAUUGCGAUCCUGACACUCUCGACUGCAAUCUAUGCGAGUAUAUUGCGAAUUGCACGAGUGACUUGAAAAAACAUAAAUCUUCAGUUCAUCCUGACGCCCACAAAUAUAAAUGCGACAAAUGCGACUACUCUGCAAAGAGGCAAAGAUUUCUUCUGAAACACAUGGUUUCUGCCCAUCCCGAAUCCGAACGCGAUGUUGAUUCAAAUUCGGAAAAUGAUGCUGUUACUGAUGAUUCCGAUACUGAGCAUAAAUGCGACCAAUGUGAUUACGUUACGAAAUGGAGAAAAGAUCUCAGGAGGCACGCAGACGCCGUUCAUCUAAAUCAUAAGCCGAAUAGGUGCCGGCUGUGCGACUUUUCAACGAAAGAAAGUUAUAACCUCCAAAGGCACAUCGAUUCAGUCCAUCGCAACGCUUGGACUUUCAAAUGCGAGUCUUGCGACUACGCCGCCAGCCAAAAGAAGGACCUCGAGGCCCACGUGCAAUCAGUGCACGAGAAUUCGAAACUUUUCAAGUGUACCUUAUGCGACUACUCUUGCAAUCGUAAAAAUUAUCUUGACCAACACACCAAUUCCGUCCAUUUGAAGCUAUACCAGUACAAGUGUCCAGAAUGCGUGUAUUCUACAAACAGGAGGCACCAUCUGGACAGGCACAUCCAGUCGGUUCAUUCAAACGCGAAGGAAUUUCAGUGUCCCUUAUGCGAGCACGCGACAAAUCAAAAGGGCAAUCUUAAAAUCCACAUGGAUGCUGUUCACUCGAAAGCAAACCUGUUCAAGUGUCAUAUAUGCGAUUUUUGCACGGCAUAUAACACCGAACUCGUAGGGCAUAUAGAUUCAAUUCAUUUCAACGAGAAAAAACAUGAGUGUGCAUUUUGCGAUUAUAGAACGAAUAGGAUUGGAGAUCUCAGAAAACAUGUAAAUUCCGUUCAUUCAACCUCGCAAAAUACUAUAAAGUGUCAGUCGUGUGAUUAUACGACCAAUUGUUCACGGAAUCUUAAGAGGCAUACAGAUACCGUACAUCAGGAAUACAAACCGUAUAAAUGUGAAAUUUGCAAUUAUGCCACAGCUCACAAAAAUAAUCUCAAAAAUCAUGUGAAUUCUGCUCAUAAGUGUCACUUAUGCGACUUUACCGCAGAUCAUGACGAUGAUUUAGGAAGGCAUUUCGGCACUGUUCAUCCUGAUUUAGAGCUGUUUAAGUGUGAUUUGUGUAAAUAUGUCGCAACUAGGAAAAACCAUCUAAAACGACAUUUACUUUCUUUCCACCCACAAAUAUGACAUUUUAAUAUAACAUAAAUAUUUUUACAUUCUCAAAUUCCACUUCGUCCAAUAACCAGCAUUUCGGAUGAUCUGGAUUCUUUAUUUUUAUAUAUGUUAAUUGAUCUUUUAUUUUUUUAUUUUUUAUACCAAAAAUAUUAUUUUAAUCUUUGAAGGUGGUAAAAAUAAAAAUU
Molecule: messenger RNA, 2296 nt
Organism: Coccinella septempunctata (seven-spotted ladybird)
Lineage: Eukaryota; Metazoa; Arthropoda; Insecta; Coleoptera; Coccinellidae
Product: zinc finger protein 600-like
Exons: 1
Coding region: 15-2123 (702 amino acids)
Biological process (GO): regulation of transcription by RNA polymerase II
Cellular component (GO): nucleus
Molecular function (GO): DNA-binding transcription factor activity, RNA polymerase II-specific; RNA polymerase II transcription regulatory region sequence-specific DNA binding
Source: RefSeq, a predicted model, not a curated record